Phanerochaete carnosa HHB-10118-sp is the source of this 4153-nucleotide messenger RNA. RefSeq lists its product as uncharacterized. Lineage: Eukaryota; Fungi; Basidiomycota; Agaricomycetes; Polyporales; Phanerochaetaceae. Bases 55 to 3999 code for a protein of 1314 amino acids. The transcript is spliced from 11 exons. Gene Ontology annotation, molecular function: actin filament binding. The record is from RefSeq and is a predicted model, not a curated record.
GUUUCGGUAGCCUCUUGACUUGUCCAAACCUACUAUUUCGCUUGUGCAGGCUAUAUGUCGGACCGUGCUGACUUCGCUGCACGGCGACGCACCGUCGAAGUCCCUGCAAGGCCUGAGGCUGGCCUUGCAGAAUGGACGAGCAAGAUCAAGGCACUGCAGCGACAAGUCGACGAGGAUGAGGAGACAGAGACGCGGAGACUUGAAGAAGAGAUCGCUGCAUCCAGGGCUGCACGCAUGCGAAGGAGUACAGGCCACGGAAUGGGCACCGAUCUAUCUAAUACUGACGUCUCGAAGAACUUGAAGGACAACAUACCGAGCACCCCACCACCAACAUCCGACUCGCCGCAUGGCUUCGCGGAUAGGCAGCGAGGUCAAGAGGACACGCUGCGGAAGCUCAUGGGAGAGAGCCAGGCUCAGAAUGGAUCAGCUGCAGUUCGCACCGCAGAGCCUAUGUCUCUCGCUGCGUUUAUGGGUGGACGCGCUACUGGACCUCGUCUCAACAAACACGCACCGCAGCAGGACGCACACGAUCCGACUCAGUUCGAACAGCGUACGAUAACUAAGCCGCAUCCGGUCUUUGGCCGCAGCGGCGUCGCUUUGGUGGGGCUAGCAGCGAAAGGCAGAACGCGUGUGGAAUCAGAGUCGCCAACAGCUAAAGUACCUAGUCCCCAGCCGGUUGUUAAGGAGCCGUCACUUACCUCUUCGCCGCGCGAGGGAUCUCCAGUGAAGGCCCGUCCCAAAGGGUCUGAGGGUCGUCGUCCUGCCAGCCCUGAGAAGCGCAGCUCGGUUCCCAGUAACGACUGGCUAGCGUCGAGACAGCGAACCAUGAGCACUCCUGCCCCUCCACCAAAAGCCGUGUCGCCCGCACCUGCGAAAGAGUCUCCCGUUCCCAGGCCGUCCCCUCGCCCAGCGGCGUAUAAUACUGUUACUGGAGACUACGUUUCUAAUAAGGGUCCUUCGAACGCCGGACGUCAAACCCCAUCGACCCAUACACCACAGGCUACGCCUCCGCGAGCGAACUCUGCAUCCCCACUACCAAAGCCCCAAUCUUCUCCUUCGCUCUCUUCGCCUAAAUCCCCAGUCAACAAUAAUUUUUACUUGGCUAAGCCGAUUCAGCCCGCUCCGAGGAAAUCCUUGCAAGGCCCUCAGGUACCACUGAGACAGAAUACUUCUCCUGCAUUUCUCAAGCCGCCUCCCUCGAAAGAUCCUACACCGAGUAUCAGUCGAUUACAAGGGCGAGGCUUUGUGGCCAACAUGGUAAAAGCUACCAGCCAGCUCGGGGAGGUGUCAAAGAGCAGCGCUCCUUCUUCAAGCUCCUCGACUCCAGAGAAGCCUAGGGAGCGUAAAGCAUCUGUUUUGGAUAGGUGGCAGGUCAAUGGCGAUACUCCAGCUCCCAUAAUUGCGCCGAAACCCGUCCCAUUGAGAAAGACUCGCACGAUUGACCCUUCCGCAUUCCCCGCAUCCACAUCGCCUGUACCUACGCCUUUCAAUCCCUCAGCGCCAGCAGCACUGAGACGCGACACGCCUGAGAAGGCUCUGAAACCCAGGACUUCUUUACCGUCCAUUGCACAUGCUGCUCACCCCGACAAGGUUCCACGUCCCGCAUCGGCGAAAAACGAGCUUUCUGGUCAGAGCCCGUCGACGUCGCAACAGCGAGCUCUCGGCUCAUCCACGACGAUGAUUUCCUACAUUAAGCCUCUGAAAACGGGCGAUAGCCCGCCCACCAACGCUCCGCCAUCGCGACCGUCCUCUAGAGCGUCUCGCAGUAGACCAACGUCUCCUGGGAUCGAUGAGUUCGGCAAUCGCAGACGCUCGCAUUCGCGGUCGAGGCCGAAGAGUGCGAUUGGGAUGGUGCAGGACAAGUCUUCUGGUCUUCCGGUCGAAGCUGCUGGUGGCAAGCCCCUCAGUCAUCCGACAAAGGAUCGAGCGCGUAAGCCUCGCAAAGCGAAGACGACUACGAACAGUUUGCUUUCCAAAGCAGCGGUCAUUGGUGAAAAGCCGCUGGAACGGAAGGCUCCACCAUCCCCACCAGGCACUAGAGCUUUGGCUCCCGCGACGAGCAGCGCAAUAUCGCCACCGCAGUCGAAUAUUUUCCGCUCUUCGUCACCUCGCGCGCCUGAUGCCAGCCCCGCGAUCCCACAACGGGGCACAACACCCAGCCCACCGACGAGCGGCGCCAGUCGGCGAGUUUACUUCCCCCUCGAUGUCUCACCGGUCACCAUCCCCCAGGAGCAUGAGAAGUCACCCAAGUCGCCCGCUACCCCCGUACGACACAGUCGAAUCCCGAGCACCGGCAACAGGGCGACCGUUAUGGACGUUGCCCAGGCGCUGAGUCAGUACGAAGGGCAUGCUAGGAAGGAACUGCCGAAAACUCGAGAGCAGGAAGAGGAAGCGGAGGUGACCUCGAGGCUCGGCGUGAAGUCCAUGAUCUCGAACUGGGGGAAGGAAAAUACUGCGCCGAGCUCUAUCUCCGCGCCCCCUCUGGAUAGGAGAAGAUCGAGCUACGAAAAGUACUCCGCCUUUGCGUUGCCUCCGUUACUUGAGGAGAAGACACCAGUUUCCUCGCCUACGAAUACGCUCGGUCGCCACGCGGUACCACUUGGGAUUCUUCGAGAGCAAGAUGUACCUGCCAGCACGGAACCAGUCGAGCCCGUGAACGGCUCAGCCCCCGACUAUUUCGCCUCGGAGAUGCCAGAAGAUCUCCCGCUUCCUCCCACUUCAGGAUCAGAACGAGAGGAGGUCAACGCAGUCGAGGUUAAGGUGGAAGAAAACAAAGUUGAAGGCCCUGUCGACCAGUAUGUCCACUUCGAUUUCGCCGAUGAACCUCUGCCAAAAUUCGAUGUCGCUCCUCUACUGAACCGCACACCUUCAAUUUACAAGCCGGAUCCCGACGUAGCGACAAUCUCAGUGGAAGUGAUGUCAAUUCUAGGCAAUAAUGCUACCGAGAUUACCGGCGACAGCCACAUCUUCUACGAAACUGAAACUCUCUCAAUCGUUCAUCGCUUUAAGACUAGAUCCAGUGGUCUUGUGGAUACGAGGGUUUGGGCCUGGAGAGGCUCGAAGGCUCAGCCCGGCGAGCGCGAGGAGAAGAAAUUGCAAGAACUUGCGCGUCGUUAUAAUACACCGUUGGUGAACGUGAAGCAGAACUCGGAACCUGCUGACUUUGUGGCUAUUCUUGGCGGACAGCUAGCCACUCGACAGGGUACGCGAGCUCAUUGGUCCAGAGAGAACACAGCCAUGCACCUCGCCCGUUCGGCCAACGGUGUGAUAUACAUCGAUGAGCUAGAACCUAGCAUUCAGAACCUCUGCUCCGGCUUCAGCUACUGCAUCUCACUCUUGGAGACGUUCUACGUCUGGUACGGCCUGGGCUCAACAGACGACGAACGCAGUGCCACCCUGCAGUAUGCACGCAGCAUCGCGGAAGACCCUACGAAUGUCGCCGAGUUGAUUGAAGGCGAAGAGGAUGAGAUGUUCUGGCUCAUCCUGGGCGAGGGCGAGUAUGCGAAGGCGGAUUAUUGGAGGUGGAAGCCCACCCUCGAAUCCCUUGACGUGAGAGCAUGGCUGGUAGAUGCCGAUAACAGGCAUAAUUCUUAUGUCACCCGUGCACUUAUUGAGUCCGCGGCUGAUAUCCACGACCGAGUAUAUAUUUUGGACUGCAUCUGGGAGCUGUUUGUUCUUGUAGGCAGUGAGGCUCGUGGAAAGCGGAAGGACAUCCGUCUCGCUCAUAAAGUGGCAACGGACCUGUCCGCCGUAAUCUCGUCUUCCAGGCCAUUCUGUCCUACCGUUCAUGCCAUUAUUCUUCCAAGUCAGCUACCAGCUGAUCUGCGCCUGGCUUUCCGUGAGCUGAAUGAAGCUGACUUGAAUCACGGCUCAAUACCUGACCACAUGAACAUCUUAUCAAGCACAGAGGCAUUUGAACAUUUACGGAAGACCUCCUGGGAAAGAAGUCUACUGGCGGACGAGACGAUGCUUCCUCUCGGAUUACAUCCUGGACAGUGAUAUCUGUUCAUGUUCAUACCCACGCUGUCAUUUUGAGUUGCUCAUACUAUGAUACCAGUUCCCCGCUGGUACCUUUCGAGUGCUAGGCUAGCCACUUAUACAAGACUGCCAAAGGUAUUUAUAAUACCUUCGCAGUGUUCCCUCGGACACCAGC